AGAUUUUCAAGAGUCACCUCUAUUCUUCUUAUUAUUUCGUAUGCCAUCGGAAAGCUAGCGCUUGCUUAGGACAAGGGUAUUAAACCCUCCUGACAAAGAUGAAAGCGUUAGUGCUCAGCAUUGCGCUUCUGGCGCUCUCUACUUUUGCCCAGUCAGAAGAUACCAAAGAAUCAGUAGGAAGCGCGACAGCAUCAAGUUCGGAUGAUGAGGACCCCGGAGAAGCCUGGAUGAAGGCACCAGCUGGUACUGUGGCUGUGAAGAGUGGGGAGGAUGCUCUUCUCACCUGCGUGGUACUUGGUGCCAGGGGGAAACCAGUGCUUUGGAGGCGCGCCAGGGAUUCAAUGCUUCUGACUGCUGGUGGAGUCAGGGUCACGAGAGACGACAGGAUCAAUGUUCUGCACGAUGACUCGGAUGAGCCCCUACAAGGUCCCGGUAUACGCAAAGGUGGAGACGUUUGGGCGCUUGUGAUAAAAUCAGCGAAGUCCUCCGACGCGGGUCUGUACACGUGUGAACUGAACACACAGCCUCCCGUGAGAAGUUUCCACAGACUUUCAGUUAUUUCACGAGGCCUUACACCUCCGGAAGCUCAAAACACAACAGACCAAUACUCAGCAAACAAUCCAACUCUCUCGACAGUGGCUUUAGCACACAAUUACACAGAUUGUUGCGUCAACGCGAAUGUGUCCCGGGGCUGUCUAGGAUUCUGCAGCAUCCAGACGAUUCUAGAAGGAACCGGACAGGAUCCGGAAACCUGUCAACCUGACUUCCCAUCUAUUGUCAAAUGUAUGGCAGACGGGAGAAAUCACGUACCAUGCUGUAUCCAGGAGAAAGUACCAGAUAUCUGCCAGGACGUGUGUCGUGGAGAGUUCACGCCUGUUACCGAUAAUAUUAAAACGCACUACUCUUGCGCAUCCUAUAUGGAGAGGACUCUUGCCUGUAUUGUAGAAGGAAUUGAACUCCUCCCAAGCCCACCAGAAGACGUCGAAGUUGAGCCAAUAAGCGAGAAGCAGCUGAACGUCUCCUGGAGUCCACCAACAGAGAACACAGACACGGUCACGGAAUAUGUUGUCAAUGUUACGACAUUAAGAUCAUUUGAUGUCCACUUAAUAGACCCCUCAGAGAGCUCAAUGCAAAAUAAUACAAUGAAAAUGGGGACAUUCACGGUCAUCAAAGUGUCUAAAGAGAAGAACUUUUUAGCGUUAAACGAUUUGCUGCCCUUUACAAUGUAUGAAAUAACUGUAACGUCGUAUAAUAUCCAUGGAUCGAGUCUGCCGAGUUAUAGUGUGAGGUCUUUAACUCUAACACCUGGCAAAAUGAAGCCAACAGCAGUAGCAGCAGCUCCGAAACUUCCAGACGUUAAAAGCUGUUGUCUGGCAGCCGGCAUGAACCAUUAUGGCUGCGUUGACAAACUCUGCGACCCCACCAAGACCUUUGAGAUAGGUUUACAGGUGACAGAUUUGAUGAUCUGUGCCCCAUGGGCUGGAGUCACUUUCGGGUGUCUUGCGAAUGGCAUGGACCACACACCAUGCUGCCGUUCUCGGGGUCUCCCCGACGCCUGUCUCGCCUUGUGUAGUGGAAAUAUUACUAAUCUGGAUUUUAACCACUUUAAAUGUCUUCGCUUCAUGUCUGGCUACACCAACUGCCUCCUGCAAGGCUACGGAGUCCUCCCAGGCCCCCCAACCAAACUGCACCUUACAAACAUCGACACUGAUUACGCAGUUGUUCAUUGGUCUGCCCCCGCGGCGUUGGCGGAUACUGUACAGUUUUAUAACAUACACUUCAAAGCUUUACAACUGGAAGACGAUUAUAGGACGAUAGAUGCGGUCCAGUCACCUUACAUCUUAGAAGAUUUGGAAUCAAACACAGAUUAUGAGAUUUAUGUCGAAGCUGUCAACGAACACGGAUUGGGUGAGGCAUCACCAAGGCUGAUAUUUAGGACUCAGAGUAUUGCUAUAGAAGAAGAAGUGGAAGUAGCAAACGCGUACAAUGUGACACAGUGCUGCGCGAAAGUCCAAGUAGCUUCUGUCUGCAUGUCUCUCUGUUCAUACGAUGCCAAGAUGUCCGAUUUGAGGAAGCUUGCACCGCUCUGUGCACAGGAGUUCCACAAAUUACUUCGCUGUGGCGCUGGAGGUCGGAAUCACGAAGCGUGUUGUGCACGACGCGGUGUUCCGCCAUCUUGUCGUGGCGUCUGCGCAGGUGCAUAUCGUGGUGGCGUCAACACCUGCGUUUCAUAUAUUGGAAAUAUUGUGCAAUGCUUUGAAGAAGGAACUGGUAAUCUACCCGGCCCGCCCAGGGAACUCCACGCGGUGGUUUCCCAUGACAAACUCUUCCUGGACUGGACACCACCACAAGACGGAGCCAAUGCGACCUACUACGUGGUACAUUGGCAGAAAGUUGACAACAAUUCACAACCCUACUACUUCAAUACACUGCAAUUGGACAGUCAAAUGCAAGUUAACGACACAAAAGUACGUCUGGAAGGUCUGGAAGUAAACUCCACUUAUCAUUUGUUCGUGGUAGCAGCCAACGAAUAUGGAACAUCAUUACCAUCUAGUAUGCUGUUGCUGAACAUCACUGAAGAUGUUGUGAAUAAGGAGGUGACCGGAAUUCCAUCUCCACCUCACUCUCUCUCCGUGUCUUCUCAUUCAGCAACCUGGCUCACAUUGAGCUGGCAGCCACCACUCUUCUCGCAACCUGAUGAGAAAAUAACUUACACGCUCUUCUUCAAAUCACCAUCACAACUGGGUACGAGCAACGUAACGAUAAUAUCAACCACUGUUCCUGCGCAUACGCUUGAGAAAUUGACACCAAAUACGCAGUAUGUCGUCUGGGUGACGGCCCAUGCCGUGGCAGGAAACUCGCUGCCUUCUGAGACUUUACUGGCCUGGACUGAUCCAGCUUAUCCAGCAUUUGUUGAGCCCCCAACAAUCAACCCCGUAAAUCUAGUGGUGGAAGGCUCCAGCAUGACCAUUCUGUGUAUUGCCAUGGGGACACCGACGCCUACCAUAUCAUUAUACAUAUCAGGUCGGCUCGUCCGUCAAGAGAUGACACGUCAUAUGGUGACUGUGAUUCAUAACGUGACGCGAGACAUGGACCAGAUAUCGUGCUAUGGGGACAAUGGCUACGGCACGCCCAUGCAAGCGUCUCGCAAGAUCAAUAUUUCACAUGUACCUACAAUCCAGGCGUCUGGAAUAACAAUGGCGGCAGCUGGAGAUGCUGUUAUCCUGGAGUGUCGAGUAGAAGCUCUUCCUAAGCCAACUAUAGCUUUCUGGAGGGACCCCAACGGAAGAACCCCAGUCAUCGAUGGUCCCAACUACAGCAUUCAACUAUUGGCUGAUCCAGAGGAACAAACCAAGUACACAAUGAGGCUCAUAAUCAAGAAGAUAAGCGAAGCAGACGAGGGUGACUACUUCUGUCAUGCUGAGAACGCCUUCGGGAAGACUUUGAGACCAGUCUCAGUGAGACUUAGGUCAACCAUGCCACACCAUAAUGUUACAGAGUGCUGUGCUGAGAUGAACGUGUCGUCGUCAUGCAUAGAUGCCUGCAGCUUCCACCUUGACAUGGACAACAUCAUGGACCGUCCCGAGUGCAUCAAUGAUUUUGACAAGUUGAUGAAAUGCGCUGCCGAUGGCUCUGAUCACCGUAGCUGCUGCGCCUCAUGGGGCGUUCCAAGAAAUUGCUUGGAGCUAUGUCGAGGAGGGCCAGUUUCACGCUCCUGCGCAUUGCAACACGCUCGUCGCGCAUUGGCCUGCUUCCGGGACUCUGGAGCCAGACUACCAGGUCCACCAAGGAAUUUGAAAGCUCAUGUUGCACCGACACCACACUCUGUUCUAUUAAGUUGGGACGCACCGAUCAAGAACCCGCAAACAGUCUACUUGUACCGGGUAUUCUGGCGAGCGUAUGGUGCCAAAGUACCUGAGAAGUUGGACACUAGUGAGACAAGUGUGGUACUCACUGGCCUUAAUGAUGACGUCAAGUAUGAGUGUGUAGUCAAAGCUGCAAACGAUGUUGGAACUUCAUCGCUUAGUCAAUCUAUAAUGUUCACGACGGCGGGACAAGAGACCGGUGCGGCAGCGGCUCCAGUCACUGGUUCCAGCACAGCCUCCGCGGUAGGAGUGGCAGUUGCUUGUAUUUUGGUCGCAGCUAUCCUGUUGGCUGGUGGAUUCUAUUACAAACAUAGAAAGAAUCUAAGGCUUAAAGCUCAAGGUGGAGUCGCCUUUGAAAACCCAAGCUACUUGAGAGAACCAAAUCCGGACACUAUCGUAAAUGGUACGGUGCCUAACGGUAAUGCGAACGGAGGGAAUGGAGUCGCCAAUAGUGUGUCAAAUAGCACAGCAUGGAGACAAGAAACAUUACAGAACCCUAGCACGGCAACACCAGCAGCACGAGAAGUAGAUCCUACUUUGUAUGAGGAAUUGAAGCUGGGGCAAGACGGGGCCGGCUUCAAAAGACUGAAAUAGCCCGAGGUUCGCCGCUCUCCGCUCCGAUCGCCGCGGCUUUCGUCGCGCGUGGCACCGGAGAACUGAGCGGCGACGGGCAAAGUACCCGCUUAUAUACCGUGACGUCGCGCGUGGUGAAGUACCCGCAUUUGGACUUUUAGUGCUGUUUUCGUACUUCAGAAUGUUGUUAUAGCUACAAUGUACUGCAUUUUGAAGUAGUUCGAUGUAGUGUCAAUGUUAAAAAUCCACUAGUGGUCUGGGCGGAGCUUAGAUGCAAUAUAUUUUCCAUAGUUAAAUGUGAUUAUAACCAAAAAAGAUAUACUUAAAGCUGUAUAUAUGCAAUAUGAAAGCAAUAUUAGCAGUGUAAUGGGUAUUAGUGGUAGCUAAAAACUUCCAAAAGCCUAAUAUUUCAAAUAGGCGACUAAGUUGGUUCUACCUAACCUCAAAACGGUUAUUUGAAUUUAGUGAUUUCAACACAUAACUGAUAAUUACCCAAAUUUGCAAGCGUUUCUCUGAUUUGAAAUUCGCACAAACAUCAACAAAUGUCAUUGAUCGUUUCGAGUUUGCAUUAAUAUGUUUGCACAGUUAGUUCAUCUCAAACGCGUUCUGAUGAACGUUUAAAUUGUAGAUAAUAGUUUUUAAAAUUAGUAUUUCUUAAAACAUGUGCCUUCGAACAAUAUGUAGUAGGAUAAGUUCGGCCUAUAUGUAAAUACAGACAUUCCGUAGUUGUAGGCCUAGAUUAAGACCCGAAUCUAUGCUAAGAAAAAAAUGGUUUUCUGUAAAGUCGGUUAUCGGACGAUAGUUUAACGUGACAAACAUAACAAAUCAUUGAUAAAAUGAUUGUAUACUUUUAUUAAUAAAACGCAUAGGCCAAUCGAGUAGAAGAGAGAUAGAUGCGGCGCAAGCGUACAAUGAGCGUAACGGAACAGAGCGUAACAGGACAAUGAUUUACUCUUUUUUGAUCGAUUUAUUAGACGUUGUCUCGUCAAAAGUCCUGUAGUUUAUUUACGACAACUGGGCUCAUUCCCUAAUAAUUAUAUAUGUUAAUACAAUUUUAAUUUUCGAAUGUCAAAUAAGAACCUAUGUUUUUGUCACAGUUAAUAUAUGCGAUUUUACUCAAGAUAUACGUAUAAAGAGAUAUAUGUCACAUCAGUGAGCAUUUUAACUACAGUUCAAUGUUUGUCGGGUCCUAGACUGUCUAAAGAAUUUAUAUAUAAUGAAAUUUAUUUUCCACAAUUUAUUGAUAGUUACCCUUAUUUCUUUUCGCUGAGUAAUCACAGUGUUACGUAAAUACGAGAUAUUAAUGUGAUUUGAAAACAUAUAAAAUAUUAUAGAUUUCAGUAAAAAAUAAAAAAUAUUUUUUCCUUCCUUUUUAUAUAUAGCGUAACGGAAAAUUUCUCAAUAAUUGUACAAUCAAUCAGAAAAUAUUUCGUAUUUUAAUACUGUGUAUGGGGGUUGACAUUUUGACUUUAUGUCAACUCUGCUCAGACAAGGAUUGUGAUUAUUAGUGUAUUAGGUAAUUGAUUGCUCUUAACAAUAUCUCAAUUAGUACUUGUAACCUAACUUUUGAUAUACUGUUUAGAGUAAUUUGUGUAAGACGAAUGUGAUUAGAGGUGUAAAUAAUAAAAAAUAUAAAUUAUU
Pieris napi is the source of this 6080-nucleotide messenger RNA. RefSeq names its product Ig-like and fibronectin type-III domain-containing protein 2. The transcript has 28 exons. NCBI's taxonomy places the organism in Eukaryota, Metazoa, Arthropoda, Insecta, Lepidoptera, Pieridae. The record is from RefSeq and is a predicted model, not a curated record. The coding region runs from base 99 to 4460 and encodes 1453 amino acids. Gene Ontology annotation, molecular function: protein binding.